AUGAGUUUCAGGUGUUCUUCACAGAGGUGUAUACGAAGCCUCUCAUCUAGUGCUACUCGAUGUGAAAAGAAGUUAAACAAAUAUUCGUCCAUCGUCACUGGCGAUCCAUCACAAGGUGCAUCCCAGGCGAUGCUCUACGCCACUGGUUUCAGUGAUGAGGAUUUCAAUAGAGCCCAAAUUGGUGUUGGAUCCGUUUGGUGGUCAGGUAACCCAUGUAAUAUGCAUUUGAUGGAUUUGAAUAAUGCGUGCGCUGAUUCAGUAAAUAAAGCUGGGUUGAAAGCUAUGCAGUUCAAUUCUAUUGGUGUAUCUGACGGUAUUACUAAUGGUACUGAAGGUAUGAAGUAUUCCUUACAGUCGAGAGAGAUUAUUGCUGAUUCGUUCGAGACUAUGACUAUGGCUCAAUUAUAUGAUGGUAAUAUUGCUAUUCCAAGUUGUGAUAAAAACAUGCCUGGUGUGUUGAUGGCCAUGGGAAGACAUAAUAGACCAGCAAUUAUGGUCUAUGGUGGUACCAUUUUGCCAGGUUCUCCAACUUGUGGUGGAAGCAAGAGUAAUCCAGCAAUUGCCGACAAGAUUGAUAUUAUUAGUGCAUUCCAAAGUUAUGGGCAAUACUUGUCAAAGCAAAUCACUUUGGAAGAGAAGCAAGAUAUUGUUCAACAUGCAUGUCCUGGACCUGGUGCCUGUGGUGGUAUGUACACGGCAAACACUAUGGCAUCAGCUGCUGAAGUUAUGGGAAUAACAUUACCUUAUUCAUCAUCAUCACCAGCAGUGUCAAAGGAAAAGGCUAAUGAAUGUGCAUCAGUUGGUGAAGCUUUGAAGAAUUUAUUGAUUAAGGAUUUGAAACCAAGGGAUAUUAUCACAAAGAAGUCGUUUGAGAAUGCUAUUACCUAUAUCAUUGUCACUGGUGGUUCAACAAACGCCGUGUUGCAUUUGAUCGCCAUUGCAUCCUCAUUCGACAUUGAGCUUACUGUUGACGAUUUCCAAAGAAUCAGUGACUCUACUCCAUUACUUGCUGAUUUCAAACCAUCUGGUAAGUACGUUAUGGCUGACUUACAAGCUAAAGGAGGUACCCCAGCAGUUAUGAAGUACUUGGUAGAAGAAGGAUUACUUGAUGGAUCACAAUUGACUGUUACUGGAAAGACUAUUACUGAAAACUUGGCUGAUUUACCAGGCUUACCAGCAGAUCAAGAUAUCAUUCAUCCAAUUUCAAACCCAUUGAAACCAAGUGGUCAUUUACAAAUCUUGAAGGGGACUUUAGCCCCAGGAUCAGCUGUUGCUAAAAUCACUGGUAAAGAAGGAACUUAUUUCAAAGGUAAAGCCAGAGUCUUCGAUGAAGAAUAUGCAUUUAUUACUGCUUUAGAAGCAGGAGAAAUUAAAAAGGGAGAGAAAACUGUUUGUGUUAUCAGAUACGAAGGACCAAAAGGUGGACCAGGUAUGCCAGAAAUGUUGAAACCUUCAAGUGCUUUGAUGGGUUAUGGAUUAGGACAAGAUGUUGCCUUAAUCACUGAUGGUAGAUUUUCUGGUGGAUCUCAUGGGUUCUUGAUUGGACAUGUUGUUCCAGAAGCUGCUGAAGGUGGACCUAUUGGACUUGUUGAAGAUGGUGAUGAAAUUGUUAUUGAUGCUGAGAAUAAUAUUAUUGAUUUGUUGGUUUCGGAGGAAGAAUUGGCCAAGAGAAGAGAAAAAUGGACUCCACCUGAGCCAAGAUACAAGAGAGGAACUUUGUUCAAGUAUGCGAAGUUGGUUAGUGAUGCUUCAAAAGGAUGUGUUACUGAUCUUUAG
This is a messenger RNA of Lodderomyces orthopsilosis Co 90-125, 1776 nucleotides long. It is a transcript of the gene ILV3, whose product is annotated as dihydroxy-acid dehydratase. Gene Ontology annotation, biological process: branched-chain amino acid biosynthetic process. NCBI's taxonomy places the organism in Eukaryota, Fungi, Ascomycota, Pichiomycetes, Serinales, Debaryomycetaceae. The transcript has a single exon. Gene Ontology annotation, molecular function: dihydroxy-acid dehydratase activity. The coding region runs from base 1 to 1776 and encodes 591 amino acids. Gene Ontology annotation, cellular component: mitochondrion. The record is from RefSeq and is a predicted model, not a curated record.